Messenger RNA from Hemiscyllium ocellatum (epaulette shark), 3803 nucleotides. It is a transcript of the gene yipf3, whose product is annotated as Yip1 domain family, member 3. Lineage: Eukaryota; Metazoa; Chordata; Chondrichthyes; Orectolobiformes; Hemiscylliidae. The record is from RefSeq and is a predicted model, not a curated record. Bases 51 to 1055 code for a protein of 334 amino acids. The transcript is spliced from 9 exons. Gene Ontology annotation, cellular component: Golgi apparatus.
UCGCUGUCCACGUAGCUGCGCGCUGCUUUCCGGUUUGCGGGCCCUCCAACAUGGCGGCGGCGGCGGCAGCAGCAGGAGGGAAGAGCAACGAGUGGGGGGCGUUCGAGGCCAGCAGCUCAGCAGUGAUAGACAUGGAGAAUAUGGACGACACAUCUGGUUCAAGUUUUGAGGAUAUGGGAGAGAUGCAUCAGGAACUGAAAGAGGAAGAUGACGUUGGUGAGGAACCUGCACCAACAGAAGAUGAUGACGGUGCCUUCCUUGGUAUGAAGGGGCUAAAAGGCCAGUUGGGCCGUGAUGUAGCAGAUCAGGUGUGGCAGGCAGGCAAGAGACAGGCAUCAAAAGCUUUCAAUCUGUAUGGUAAUAUUGAUAUCCUCAGACCAUACUUUGAUGUUGAGCCUAUCCAAGUUAGGAACAGGUUGCUGGAGUCUUUAAUUCCAGUCCGAAUGAUCAAUUUCCCUCAGAAAGUUGCAGGAGAGCUGUAUGGCCCUUUGAUGUUGGUUUUCACACUGGUGGCUAUUCUUUUGCAUGGGAUGAAAACAUCUGGGACGGUAAUUAGAGAGGGCACACUUAUGGGCACUGCAAUCGGAACCUGCUUUGGUUAUUGGCUGGGUGUUUCCUCCUUUGUCUACUUCCUGGGCUAUUUGUGUAAUGCACAGAUUACAAUGCUGCAGAUGCUGUCACUACUGGGCUAUGGUCUGUUUGGACCCUGCAUCGUGUUGCUUGUCACCUACAAUGUUCAUCUCCAUUCCCUUUUCUAUCUAUUGUGGCUUAUCAUUGGAGGACUGUCCACACUCAGAAUGGUCACAGUGCUGCUGUCUCGUACAGUUGGACAAACUCAGCGACUUGCUGUCUGUGGGAUGCUGGCUGCCCUGCACAUGGUCUUCCUGCUGUACUUACACUUUGCUUACCACAGAAUUGUAGAAGGUAUCCUCGAUACCUUGGAGGGACCCAAUGCUGGGCCAGUGAGAUAUCCUCGGGACAUACCAGAACUUUCCAAAACUUUGAACAGCUCGGUGAAAUCGAUUGUAACCAGCCAGAAGACGCAAUCACUCUGAAUUGAUUUUGCUUCUUUCUACCUUGCACCAACUCUCCACAGAGACAUUGGAUGUUCGCUGGGCUGUGUGCAAGGGAAGCCUUGCAUUUUUACUGUAUACUGCUUUGACAGCAGUUUGUAUUCUGUAGAUAAACUCUCAUCGUGGUGGUGCAGGCAGGGGCAUGGUUGUCAAUUCCACUCCAUCUUAAUUGAUCAAAAUAAUCUGUACAUAAUUGAGCUGUAACCUUUUAAAGAUACAAAUAUCUGUGUCUGUGUAUGUUUAAAAUCUGGUACUAUUUAUGUGUUUACUCAGUGCUUGUAAGGGAUGCUGUACCGUUCAUAGCUGAUUAACUAAAUCACAUUCUCCUGGUCAGGCAGGAGAAUUUCCACAAAACAUAUCUGCUCCACCUCGGAUUCAUCAUAAAAUGCCACUCUCCCUUCAUCCAAAACAAACCAAUUCCCAUCUUACUAUGUGAGAAACAUCUGUCUCUAAAUUGACUAGUGAAGACAAUGUCUCAGAACUAGAUUGUACUGUUAGCUCAUCCAAGAUAUUACAGCUACGCACAGUACCUCGAAGCUAGGGAGGGAAAAUCCCUUAGAUCUCUUCUGUCUACACGCUGGGCACCUGUAUUGGGCGCUGAUAAGUACAGGGGCUGUCUCAGCAUCAGAGUCUGUUAGCUUGUUAAUGCCCCCUAGCAAGGCUGAAGUAUACUCAAUAAUUGCUGAGUGAAGGACAGUCCUUGGGAGCCUCUCCAUUAGGGAGUCAUUGCCAUUGGAGAGAGGGGAGAAACUUUAGAUUGAAGUAAAUUGUUACAAAUGAUGAAUUAUUAAUGUAAAGCUCAGUGUGAGAUGUAAUAGUGGCACUGUUUUUAGUUGGUACAUGUUAUUACUUAUUUUCAGUCUGUUUUCCAGCUCUCUCUCUUUCAGUUCAUAUUAAACUGAGGCUAAUCUUCCCUCUUCAGUUGGUGUGAAAUUUCCCAAAGAGUUAUUUUUGAAGGUGAAGAGCAAGUCUCCUGGUGUCUUAGCCAAUAUUUAACACCUGAACAGACAAUACAAUCACAGGUGGCUCUUCUAUAACACGAUGGUUAUGUUUUUGUGCAAACCUACAUUAUAGAAAAAUUGCAAAUUAGAAACAGUGCUUAAAGUGUUGGCAAUGUAAUCACAUCGAGAAUAUGGUGCUGGAAAAGCACAGCAGGUCAGGCAGCAUCCGAGGAGCAGAAGAAUCGAUGUUUUAGGUAUAAGCCGUCCCUCAGUAAUCGCAUUACAGCCAACACACUUUUUAAAAGUUUGCGCUUUAGAAACUGUGUCCCCAAUUUGUCAUUUGUGUUACGACAGAUUUGCAUUAAUGAAACAUACGUUAUGGCAGAACAACCUGUUGGUGUUUUAAUGAUCUUUGUGUAAAUCAGCUACAUUGCAACAAAAGCACUUCAUGCAAUGUAAAUAUUUUAGGACAUGCUGAGAUCAUGAAAGGUGCUGUAUAGAUUGAAAUAUUUUUCCUACUUGUGCAAUGUUUUUAAUCUUGGUGGUACAGUAAGCUUUGGCAUGUAAAUGGCCUGGAGCUGGACUGGUAAACUAUUUAUCACAAUGUAAUAUUUGGUACACUUUAAAAUGCUGCAUUUGCAAGUGUGACUGCUCUUGUUUGGAUCAUCAUUAGAAUCCAUUUCAGAACUUGACAUUGCUAUUUGUAUCUAUUUUGUCACUCCCAUAUUGCUGACAUGAGCUGCCAUCUGUGUGCCCACUGUUGGUUAUAGAUGUGUUUGUACUUCCCUGCUCCCCCACUGCUGCUACUGUUCUCCAGCUGUUUGCAGUGCUUUUCCCAUAGCUCCUGCAUUAAUACCAAGCCAUCAGUGGGAAAUGAAGGGUAGAGCAAGUUAGCUUUUGAUGACAAUUAAAAGUUGUUAAAAGGCAAGAAUUGUAAAAUCAAAAGAUUUGACUUGAAAUGUAAAUUUACUUCUGUGUAUUUCAGUAUCAAAGGUACCUGUGCCUUCAUGCUAUAUAGAAAAUGGGUGGUACGAAGGCUUGAACUUUAGAAUGAGAACAUGAACUCAGUGAUCAAUAACAACAGAAAGGGAAGCAGUAUUGUUCUAUUCCUUGUUGAGGUAGGUACAGAAUGGGUCCUUGUACAAGAUGUGACUGAUUGGGAGUGCUGCUUCAGAACGUGAAGUUUGUUAUUAGCUGCCUUUGUCACAGUGCUCUUGAAGCAAACAAAAUACUGAGAGGUUUGGAUGAAGUAGACAUGGCGAAAUGUUUCUACUAACAGGAGAGCCUAGAACCUGAGGGCACAGCCUCUGAGUAAAAGGGUAACUCUUUCAAACUGAGAUGAGGAUUUCUUCAGCCAGAUGAUGGUGAAUCUGUGGAACUCAUUGCCACAGAAGGCUGUGGAGGCCAGGUCAUUGAAUGUAUUUAAGACAGAUAGAUAGGUUCUUGAUUAAUACUCAGACAUUCUGUCAGCAACAACUAAUAUUUAUAGAACAUCUUUCACAAAGAAAAACCAUGUUCUAUAACUGAGCCACAUGAGAACUUGUUCAAAGACAAGUGUCUCAAAGUAGUCAUCGUUGUUAUGGAAACACAGCAGCAUAAUGUAAGACCUAUCAAACACUAAUGAAAAGAAUGACCAGAAAAUUGGUUUUGUCUUACUGUUGGUUUGAAUGAAAAAUAUUGUACAAGAACUCAGGAGAACUGCCCUGCUGUUCUUGGAAAUAAUAGUAUUUCCCUAUGUGCACAAAUUAGGCCUUAAUGCAACAAAUAAACUGAAAGACAGCACCUUCAA